CACUUUCAGAAGAUUAAGAACGAAAGAAACCCUUGAUAAGUAUAACGGACAGCGAAGAACAUUGAGGAGCGAAAGUGUAGGAGCUUGACCGCUUGAUUAUUCGGACAAGAAGGAAAGGGAAGGAGGAUGGGUUCAUCUGGUGCUUCUGGAGAUUUGGAAGGGGAAAUGGAGGUGGACGCUUUCAGGCGCCUUUUCCCACUUCGCUUCCACGAACGUCAUCUUCUCGAGUCCAUACGCCCAGAUGCAAGGCCACUUGGAAGAGCUCGGGAGUCCACUGUGGCUCUUGGGGCGGUUUCAUCUGCUGAUGGGUCAGCAUUGGCAAAGAUUGGUCACACUACCAUGUUGGCUGCUAUCAAAAUGGAAGUAAUGACUCCUUCAUCCGAAUCACCAGAUGAGGGCUGCGUAGCUAUUGAUUUCCACAUGCCUCCGAUUUGCUCUCCAUUUGUUAGGCCUGGAAGGCCGGCAGAAGUGGCACCAGUCAUCGCUAAGCAGUUGUCUGAUGUUAUAUCAAGUUCUGGAAUGAUCAAUUUAAAGGAACUGUCCCUAACCACUGGCAAGGCUGCUUGGAUGGCAUACCUGGACAUAUAUUGUCUGGAUGCAGAUGGUGCUCUUUUUGAUGCUGCAUUACUUUCAGCUGUUGCGGCCUUCUCUCAUUUACAAAUUCCGGCUGUUUCCAUCAAUGAAGAUGGAAGGGUUGUCACUGUGUCCAGGGCGGAUGGGGAUGGCAAGCAGGCAAAAGAUCCAGUUAUUAAAGAGAAGAGGAAGCUGACACUGAGCUGCGUUCCAUUUUCAUUGACAUGCAUUCUGCACCAGAAGUACAUCUUAGCAGACCCUACUGCAGAGGAAGAGUCUGUCAUGGAAACUCUCGUGACAGUGGUGUUGGAUUCAUCUAGUCGGCUUGUGUCCCUUUACAAGCCAGGAGGACCAGUUUUGGCCUAUACGUCAGCUGUUCAGGAUUGCAUUGCGCUUACAAGGCAUAGAGUGAAGGAACUCCAGAAGAUUCUCAAUGAAGCUGUUUCUGAUAUGGAAGUCGACUAGGUUUGCAGAAGCUUUUAGCCCAGCGGCUUUGGCAUUUGGAGGAUUAGAUUCUUUACUAAAUUAUCUGUUCAUUCUAUCAUCCUUUUCAAUAGUACCAUCAAUUUUUAUCUUUUACAAUUUUCAAUGGUGCAAGGUUUGCUUAGAGUUAAUGUUGAGCACAGUCCUCGUCUAUGUUGUUUGCAAACAGGGGAGGGUUGGAUUCAUUCAAGGGCUUAGUAUUCAUUUUCAGUACACGGAUGUUAUAGAUUGGGAUUAUGGGAAAAGAAAUGUUGCUGCACUCAACAUUUAUAUGAAAUUAUGGUUAAUGCUUUGAUUUG
Molecule: messenger RNA, 1355 nt
Organism: Telopea speciosissima
Lineage: Eukaryota; Viridiplantae; Streptophyta; Magnoliopsida; Proteales; Proteaceae
Product: exosome complex component RRP43-like
Exons: 9
Coding region: 127-1038 (303 amino acids)
Biological process (GO): exonucleolytic trimming to generate mature 3'-end of 5.8S rRNA from tricistronic rRNA transcript (SSU-rRNA, 5.8S rRNA, LSU-rRNA); U4 snRNA 3'-end processing; U5 snRNA 3'-end processing
Cellular component (GO): cytoplasmic exosome (RNase complex); nuclear exosome (RNase complex)
Source: RefSeq, a predicted model, not a curated record